This is a messenger RNA of Zasmidium cellare ATCC 36951, 729 nucleotides long. RefSeq lists its product as uncharacterized. The coding region runs from base 1 to 729 and encodes 242 amino acids. The transcript has a single exon. NCBI's taxonomy places the organism in Eukaryota, Fungi, Ascomycota, Dothideomycetes, Mycosphaerellales, Mycosphaerellaceae. The record is from RefSeq and is a predicted model, not a curated record.
AUGUCUUCAGACGCUGCAUCACCUUCAAUCAUGGUUCCAGGCCUCAAGGACACCAUGAAGGCCAUCGACAGAUCUCGCGCAGGCUCGCAGAGCACGUCAGCAGGCUAUGCCCCAUCCAUCUUCUCCGAAGCAGAGUCAUUCGCAACCGCCAACACUUCACCAUCUCAAUACUCCGUGCAAGACGACGACGUUGUCGAUAAGGAGGCGUUUGAGGCCCACACCGACAGCGACAGCGACUUUGAGGAGAUCAGCAAGGAAACUUUUGAGGCAAACGUUGGCAGACGUGACUCAGACAACACCAAGAAUGGAGGCGUGAAGGUCAUCCUCGGCAGCACUCUGGGCGGCAAAGACCCCCUUCACGCCAUGGUGCAGGCCACUGGGCAUGAGCCUAGAUGGUGGGUCGAAGAGCGCCAACGUGAGAGUAAGAUCGACAAGAAACGCAAACGCACUUCCACCAAGAAGACUUCAACCUCAAUGUACAAGCCCGACUACUUCGACGACCUUCCGUACAGCCCUCAGGACUACUUCACCUCCGGCCUUGAUCUGGACUGCGAGCCGGAGGAGACCAGCGAGGAAUUCUGGGAGAAAGUGGGCGAGGCGUUCAAGCUGAACAGCCGGUAUGAGACGGUGGAGGAGCGACGUGAGCAGUUCGAGUACGACUGCUUCGGCUCUCCGCCAGCGACUCCAUCUCCUUCGAGGUUCAACGAUGAGCUGUCUGUUAUGGGGUAG